AUGGAUACAGAGACCCCCCAUGCGCAGGACAAUGGCUUUGCGCAGUCUCCCUGGAUGGACAUGGGCGCGUUUCAUCCAUCCCAACACUCGCCACCAAUGGAAUAUCACGGAUUUCAGUACGGAUCCGUGCCACUAGAUCCCGCCUACGGCGUCACAAUACCACCACCUUAUGUGCCUCUACCGAUGACCGUGCCUUCUAAUGCCUGGCCCAGUAUGCUUACUCCGACAUCUCAAGCUCCAUUCCACCCCCCAGAGCUCCCAGCGGGCCCUGUCCCAAUCGCCCCGUCUGUAUCACCAGUUGCACCAGUUCCGCCACCCAGGAAGUCAUCUGCGAGUAGCUCAACACCGCGGAGGACGCUCACUGACGAAGAUCGACGGAAAAUGUGCCUCUAUCAUGAGGAGAACAAGACCGCUAAGCAAACCGACAUUGGAGCAUUGUUUGGCGUUGAACGAAGCACCGUCUCGAAAGUGCUCAGGCAAAAGGACAAGUACCUUAACCCUGAGGAUGGAAGCCGAUCACCAAUUAAGAGGAACAAGGGCCGAGUCCCUGAUAUCGAAAAGGCCCUGUCCAACUGGGUCAGGAACUAUCAGCGAGGAGGACACGGUCUAACCGAUGAAAUGAUCCGAGAAAAGGCCCUCUUUUUCGCCAGCACCUGUGGCAACCCCGACGGCAAGGAAAAGGUCCUGACUCACAGCUGGUUGGAGAAGUUCAAGCACAAGAACGGCUUGCUCGGUGCCAAAGCUCGGAAGGGCUCGUUUGGGACGAAAAGCGAGUCGGCGAGUCCAACUGGUUUGAGCAUUAAUUCAGCUUUGGCAUCUGCCGUGCAGUCGCCUACCGUGCUCUCGCCCAUUUCACCUACCGGCUUCGCAUCCCCAUCGCCAUUGUCUCCGGCCCAGAGCCAGGAAAACAUCAGAGGGAGUAUAUCUCUUGGACCCACAGACCUAGGAAUCGACUUUCAACACGCACAUUCCCAGAGCACAAUCUCGCUUGAUACGACGGCUUCUUUCUCUCCAACGUCGACGCUGGUUACCGAGAGUCCGUUCACGCCCCUGAGUCAGUCCCGUGUCUCACCCACGGACGGGAACUCCAGCAGACCCAGGAGCCAAACAUUCCCACUCAUCAACCCGGAUCCUGUCUCCAUGCCCACGGACGAGUCACCCAACCCGACGUCGGCCAUGAAGGGUCUUUUGCCUGCCGCGAUGGAGGAGUCCGUUGGAGAAGACGGGGCCCAAAAGAUUUCACUCAACCUCGAUACAUCCACCGGCACAAUUAAACGGAAUCGGAGCAAUCCCGAGAUUCGCGCUAAAACUAUAUACCCCCCGUUAUACUCCAAGUCCACAACCGUUUCGCCCGUCAGUUCACCGGGGUCCCCUACCCAAGAUGAGGCCCGCAAAGCCUUGGAGCUAGUCAUGAGCUAUUUCGAACAUCAGCCGUCUGGACUAGGCGCCCAGGAAUACGUCACUAUCGGCAAAUUGAUGGAGAGGUUAGAGCUUGCCAAAGCUCAACCACCAACAACACUCCCGGGAGGACUUACUCGUAUCGACGAGCAUGACGACGUCCCCCAUCAGCCUCGCCUCACCAAGAAGCGAAGUAUUCAAAACUUCGGCUGA
Molecule: messenger RNA, 1611 nt
Organism: Aspergillus puulaauensis
Lineage: Eukaryota; Fungi; Ascomycota; Eurotiomycetes; Eurotiales; Aspergillaceae
Exons: 3
Coding region: 1-1611 (536 amino acids)
Cellular component (GO): nucleus
Molecular function (GO): DNA binding
Source: RefSeq, a predicted model, not a curated record